AUGCACCGGGAGAGAGCUCUGUCUGCACCGAGUCGUGACUGUCUGAUCGAGCUGCCUUCAAGAAUCUCCGGAAACGAGCCUAGAGAUGGAGAUGGAGGCUGCAACAUCCGCGCCAUCAUCGUCUCUGGGCCAAUCGCAGCUCUCCGUAGCCGGUGUUCCCUGCCGUGCGCUGGAGAGAGGAGGCGGGCGAGGGGAAAUCUCUGUCACCGGGAGUGGGAGGGGGGAGUGGAGAGUGUAGUAGAGCUGCGGUAUAAAAGCCAGAGCCGGGCAGGGAAUCUGAAACAAGACAGCGGCAGUAUUUCAGCACCACAACCAGACGGACAGCGCCAAUCUCACAGCAAGCCACUAUGGUUCUCAUUUGGACACAGUUCGGAGUGA
Molecule: messenger RNA, 378 nt
Organism: Knipowitschia caucasica
Lineage: Eukaryota; Metazoa; Chordata; Actinopteri; Gobiiformes; Gobiidae
Source: the annotation of a GenBank genome assembly